Suillus fuscotomentosus is the source of this 921-nucleotide messenger RNA. RefSeq lists its product as uncharacterized. The record is from RefSeq and is a predicted model, not a curated record. The coding region runs from base 1 to 921 and encodes 306 amino acids. Lineage: Eukaryota; Fungi; Basidiomycota; Agaricomycetes; Boletales; Suillaceae. The transcript is spliced from 5 exons.
AUGUCAAGGAAAAGAAAAUAUGUGGCGUACCGCGAUGAAUCCGACUCAGACGACCAUGCGACAACAGCUUAUGCCAGGAUGAUAGCAGUGUCGGCUGGUGGUUGCAGGCAAAUCAUCAUACCUUGCUCCCCGACAAAAUUCAAGGCAGGUGAUGUGCUGGAAAACCAAGUUGAGCCCCUGCAAAUGGAUAAUUGGGAGCCAACCCUUGGCGAUGACUUUGUAUUUGACAACGAGAUUGAGCCCCAACCCAUCAUGGUGGUCAAGGGACCAGCAAAACACUAUGCAAACUCGGAUGCACCUUUGCAUGAAUGGAUGGGCGUCAACGAGCGUGUCGGAUUCCGUGAAGAAUAUCUUCUUGAAGAGCUACGUCUGGAGGGCCAUGGUAGCUUAACAACGACACUGUGUUCAUGCAGCGAUAUCGAUAAUAACAUUAGUGCCUGUACAAGACGUGUUCUGGAGUUAUUCCUCAUCUUGACGUGGUCAAGCAAAGUAUCUGGCUAUGAGUUCUACGCUAGUCUCAAACGACUCACUGACAACACGGGUUUGAAUGUACCUAAGUCUCGGUAUAAAGAAUUUAUGAGAAUGGUUCAUCAAUUUUGCCAUAUCAAAUUAAUGAAGCAAGCUGGCUGUGGUAAUAUAACUGGUGGUAUUCAUGAGACUGAGCCUGGUGCAUUAGCCAUCAAGUGUCCUGCUUGUCCGCAACCUGCCGUAAACCUGCCAGAGGACUGGGACAAAGUGGAGGGAUCAAUGAAAUUUCUUUACUAUUUGAUUAUCGCUAUGGAUGCCAACUUCCGCCUCAAGAACAGGAAUCAAUUUUCUAGCAUGGCCAAUUCUGGGCUACACACAGGCCUGGCAUACUUUGUUCCUGACAAAUCUUACACGGAACACGUACUCAAGAAUGCAAGCCAAGCCGAUUGUUAA